AUGGCGGAAGGUCUCUCGGAUCUUUGGGAAAAAUUUAAGCUAACGGAAAAGGAAGAUUGCGAGGUUCAUGAUAUUCCCCUUGGGUUGAUGAACGAAAGUAUUGGUAAAGUGAUAGGUGAUUCUCUAGGACGGGUGGAGGAGAUGAAUACUUGUGGGGAGAAGAUGGCUUGGGGCAAAUUUCUUCGUAUUCGGACUCGGUUGGAUAUCAAUAAACCAUUGCGAAGGGGAAUGAAAUUCUCGAUGGAUGAGGUUGGAAAAAUUUUGGAAUCUGGUCCUUGGUUGAGAGCAGAGGUCCCUAGAUCCAAUGUAGCAAAAUUUGACGGGCCGAGUAUCAGUGAAACCAAAACAGGAAGUAGACAUAUUCCUGAUCAACAGGUAUCCAGUCAGCAGAAAACAUUACCAGCGAAGGGAGGUUCAUUGGGGAUGAACAAGGUUUUAUUGCUAGUUGAGAAGCCAUCUACGGAAUUUCAAGAUGAAAAUAUGGGUCUUACAGAGGCCAAUUUGAAUAUUAACACAACAAUGGCUGAGGAGGGCCGAGUAAUUGAAAAGGAAGGAGGUUUGCUUGACCUAUCUGUUGUGGGUGUUACCAUUCGGGAGUCGAAUCUUAAUCCUAUUAAUCAGACUGUAGUGUCAAAAUCUGGUGGCAGUAAGCUGAAUCGAAAGUGGAAAAAUGCCGCAAGGACAAGGCCUGGUCCUUAUAAUGGUGGAAAGUCUCGAUCUAACUUAUCUGGGCAAAAGAGGUCGAGUUCCCCAUGCAACCCCGCUAAGCAUCAUGAGUAUCUUGGCAUGGAAUCAUCAGGGACUGGGGGCAACCAAGGCAAUUCCAAAAGUUUAACAGGAAGAAGUGGGGGUCUUUCAUUACUAUGGCAUAGUGAUUGGGAAAUUACAAUUUUGAGUUACUCGAUUUCUCACAUUGAUGUUCAGAUAGUUGAUGCUGAAGGUUCAUUGCCUUGGAGAUUCACAGGGUUCUAUGGGAAUCCUAUUUCUAAUCACCAAAGAGAGUCUUGGCAACUUAUUCAUACUUUGAAUGAGAGAAGUUCUUUACCAUGGGUUAUAGGAGAGGAUUUCAAUGAACUCUUAGAUGGCUCGGAGAAAGUGGGGGGUGCAAUCAGACCUGAAGCUCAAAUGAGACUCAUUUUUUAUAAUGCUUUGGUGGCUUAUGAAACUGUACACAAAUUGAAGUCUAGGAAGUGUGGCAAGCAUGGGUCUAUGGCACUGAAAUUGGAUAUGAGUAAGGCCUACGAUAGAGUUGAAUGGGAUUAUCUCGAGGCAGUUAUGAAGACAAUGGGAAUUCCUGGUCAGUGGAUUUCACUUAUUAUGGCUUGUGUGCAUACUGUAUCUUACUCGGUUGUAGUUAAUGGUAAACAAUAUGGCAACAUUGUACCAUCUCAUGGAAUCAGACAAGGCGAUCCUAUAUUUCCAUAUUUAUUCUUGCUCUGUGUUGAAGGCCUUUCGGCCUUGUUAAAUAAUGCUGAUGAUUUAGGUCACAUUCAAGGUGUUUCAGUAUGUAGGGUGGCACCAAGAGUAACACAUUUACUCUUUGUCGAUGAUAGCUUACUAUUUGGGAGAGCAACAUUGGAGGAAGCUGAUGCGAUUUUGGACUUAUUGCAUCAAUAUGAGCAAGCUUCCAGACAGUUUGUUAACAUAGAGAAAUCAACCAUUUAUUUCUCUAAUGAUACUCCAAUGCAAAAUAGAGAAGUUAUUAAGCAAAAAUUGGGAGUCAAAAGGAUGCUUACGGGUGACAAGUACUUGGGGUUGCCUAUUCUUGUGGGUCUUGAAAAGAAGAUCCAUUUUCAACAUAUUAAGGACCGUAUUUGGCGAAGAAUUCAUCAUUGGCAAAGUAAGCUACUUUCGACAGCAGGGAAAGGGGUACUCAUUCAAGCCAUAGUAGUUCAGACUAUACUGGCUAGAUAUUUCCCGACUUCUUCUUUUUUGGAUGCUUCUCUUGGUUCCAAUCCAUCAUAUGUAUGGAUGAGCAUAUUGGAAGGGAGAUCAGUCCUUGAACUGGGAUCUCGGUGGCGUGUAGGGGAUGGUAAUUCGAUUAAAAUUAUGGUGGACACUUGGAUUCUCUCUUUGCCGACUGAGAAACCAAGUACUAUACAUCCCAAUUUUUUAGAUUAUGGGUUGGUUUCGGAAUUAAUUGAUCAUAAUGAGAGAAGCUGGAAGGAGGAUUUUAUUCGUUCUCUUUUUCUGCCAAAUGAGGCGGAAGCUAUAUUAGAUAUUACUUUGAGUUUACAGCAGGUUGAAGACAAGUUAAUUUGGAUAGAAUCCAAGCUUGGCGAGUUCACGCUCCUGGGUAUGUUAAAACUCAAUUGUGAUGCUGUCUUUAAUCAUAACUCGGGUCUUUCUACACUUGGUAUGGUUAUCUGGAAUGCAAAUGGUGAUGUAGUUCUAAGUGGUGUCAGUAGUGUUGAUGGUGUAGCUAGUGUUCUUCAUGCCAAAUGUAUGACGAUUAAUUUUGGUCGUGAAACAAUAUGGGAGCAUGGCUACUCGAGUUUGCUUGUGGAAUCGGAUAGUAAACAGGCAAUUGAAGAGAUCUCCAAGGGUUUAGAUUCAUUAUGGUCAGGUGCUUGUCUGGUUCAUGAUGUUUUAGCCCUUUCUUUAAAAUUUGAUUUGAUCUCUUUUGCUUUUGUUAAUCGAGAAGCGAAUGUGCUUCCUCAUAAUAUAACUAAAUCUGAGUUUGUAAUAGGUCAAAGGGUGUGGUUAAGUGGGACUGAAAUCUGGCGUAUCGAGAAUUUUCAGCCUGUUCUGUUACCAAAGUCGGAGCAUGGAAAAUUUUACAUGGGAGAUUCUUACAUUGUUUUACAGACAACUCCUAGCAAGGGAGGUUCAUAUCUGUAUGACAUACACUUCUGGAUUGGAAAAGAUACAAGUCAGGAUGAAGCUGGAGUGGCUGCUAUCAAAACAGUUGAGCUAGAUGCAGCUCUUGGAGGGCGAGCUGUGCAACACAGGGAACUUCAAGGCCAUGAAUCUGACAAAUUUUUAUCCUACUUCAAACCUUGCAUUAUACCAUUGGAGGGCGGUGUUGCUUCUGGAUUUAAAAAACCAGAAGAAGAGGAGUUUGAAACACGGUUGUAUGUCUGCAGAGGAAAGCGAGUUGUCAGGUUGAAGCAGGUUCCUUUUGCUCGGUCUUCGCUUAAUCAUGAUGAUGUAUUUAUCCUGGAUACUCAGAAUAAGAUUUAUCAGUUCAAUGGUGCAAACUCUAAUAUUCAGGAGAGGGCAAAGGCAUUGGAAGUUAUUCAGUUUUUAAAGGAAAAGUAUCAUGAGGGAACGUGUGAUGUUGCUAUUGUUGAUGAUGGGAAGUUGGACACUGAGUCAGACUCUGGUGAGUUCUGGGUUCUCUUUGGUGGUUUUGCUCCAAUAGGAAAGAAAGUUGCCAGUGAAGAUGAUGUUAUUCCCGAGGCUAUUCCUGCUACUCUCUAUAGCAUAACUGAUGGUGAGGUGAAGGUUGUAGAAGGAGAACUGUCGAAAGGCCUCUUGGAAAACAACAAAUGUUAUUUACUGGACUGUGGAGCUGAGGUUUUUGUUUGGGUUGGACGGGUGACACAAGUAGAGGAGAGAAAAGCCGCCAGUCAAGUUGCAGAGGAAUUUGUUGCUAGCCAGAAUAGACCGAGGACAACACGCAUAACCCGUCUCAUCCAAGGGUAUGAAACCCAUUCGUUCAAGUCCAACUUUGAUUCUUGGCCAGCAGGGUCUGCAGCUCCUGGUGCUGAGGAGGGAAGAGGGAAAGUAGCUGCUUUGUUGAAGCAACAAGGUGUUGGUGUCAAGGGAAUGACCAAAAAUGCUCCUGUAAAUGAGGAAGUUCCUCCUUUGCUUGAAGGGGGUGGAAAGAUGGAGGUAUGGUGUAUAAAUGGUAGUGCCAAGACACCAUUGCCAAAAGAGGAUAUUGGUAAAUUCUAUAGUGGAGACUGCUAUAUUGUGCUUUAUACCUACCACUCGGGUGACAGGAAAGAAGAUUACUUUCUGUGCUGUUGGUUUGGAAAGGAUAGCAUUGAGGAGGACCAGAAGAUGGCUUUUCGGUUGGCUAAUACAAUGUCUAAUUCGCUUAAGGGGAGGCCUGUUCAGGGUCGAGUAUUUGAAGGUAAAGAGCCUCCACAAUUCAUUGCACUUUUUCAACCUAUGGUAGUCCUUAAGGGGGGUCUAAGCACUGGCUACAAGAAAAGUAUAUCAGACAAAGGCUUGACAGAUGAAACCUACACGGCAGAUUGUGUUGCUCUGUUCCGGAUAUCAGGGACUUCCAUUCACAAUAAUAAAGCUUUGCAAGUGGAUGCGGUGGCAACAUCAUUGAACUCUACUGAGUGUUUCCUUCUGCAAUCUGGAUCUUCAAUUUUUAUUUGGCAUGGAAAUCAAAGCACUUUUGAACAGCAGCAAUUAGCUGCAAAAGUGGCUGAAUUUUUGAAGCCUGGAGUUGCUCUUAAACAUGCUAAAGAAGGAACUGAGAGCUCUGCCUUUUGGUUUGCACUUGGAGGGAAACAGAGUUAUACUAGCAAAAAAGCAUCUAGUGAUACUGUCAGGGAACCCCACUUGUUCACAUUCUCUCUUAACAAAGGAAAGGUUGAGGUUGAGGAAGUUUAUAAUUUUUCUCAAGAUGAUCUCUUGACAGAGGAUAUUUUGAUACUCGACACACAUGCUGAAGUGUUUGUGUGGGUUGGUCAGUCGGUAGAUGCUAAAGAAAAGCAAAAUGUAUUUGAAAUUGGCCAGAAAUACAUAGACAUGGCUGUCUCUCUAGAGGGCUUGUCUCCAAAUGUUCCUCUUUACAAAGUUACUGAAGGAAAUGAACCCUGCUUCUUCACAACUUUCUUUCAAUGGGAUUCCACACGAGCUACUGUACCGGGAAACUCAUUCCAGAAGAAAGUAGCAUUGCUCUUUGGGGCUACCCAUGUUGUAGAGGACAAGUCCAAUGGGAACCAAGGGGGUCCCACUCAAAGGGCUUCAGCUUUAGCUGCCUUGUCUUCCGCAUUCAAUCCAUCUUCUGCCAAAUCAACCCAUUCGGCCCCGGAUCGAUCCAAUGGAAAUCAAGGACCUACACAAAGAGCUUCAGCCUUAGCCGCCUUAUCUUCUGCAUUUAAUCCCUCAUCAGCAAGCAGAACCUCUAGUCCAAGGCCUUCCAGUACUGGUCAGGGUUCACAAAGAGCAGCAGCUGUAGCUGCCCUUUCCUCGGUUCUUACUGCUGAAAAGAAAAAAUCACCUGAUGCAUCCCCUACAAAAUCCACUAGCAGCACUCCUGUAUUAACCAGCCCACCUUCUGAAGUAAAGAGUGAAUUGGACCCUUCAGAAGCAGAGGAGUCUCAAGAAGUUCCGGAAGCCAAGGAGAGAGGUGCAGUAUCUGAAACCAAUGGGGAUGAUUCAGAACCAAAGCAAGAGACAGAGCAGGAUGAGAACGACACUGGAAGCAGUCAAAGUACAUUCAGUUAUGAUCAACUGAAAGCCAAAUCGGAAAAUCCUGUAACUGGAAUUGAUUUUAAGCGGAGAGAGGCUUAUUUGUCAGAUGAUGAGUUCCAGACAGUAUUUGGGAUGACUAAAGAAGCAUUUUACAAAUUGCCGAAGUGGAAGCAAGACCUGCUGAAGAAGAAAGUUGAUCUAUUUUAG
Messenger RNA from Corchorus capsularis, 5589 nucleotides. The record is from the annotation of a GenBank genome assembly. Lineage: Eukaryota; Viridiplantae; Streptophyta; Magnoliopsida; Malvales; Malvaceae.